AUGUUCUCUACGAAUCCACUUUGCCAGCCGCCUUACCCUAUGCAGACAUCCUGUAGGUCGUCACACACCACUAGGAAGCGGAGAGACGCCCGCUGCAAGGCUGUCUUCUCCGAUGACUGGGACUGGCCGUUCAAUCCCAAGAAGAAUCGACCAAGGCGGCAAAGGUUUGCCAAUCGUGGAGAAAGGAUCUCGGGGUUCACUGCCGUCUUCUGUGAUGACUGGAAAGACGACGAGGUCGAGGACGAAGCACCUCUCUGCGCUCUUGAACUUGCCGGCUCGCAGAGCCCCCGAUCUGGCCAAUGGUAUGGAGGCUAUGAGAACGAAGGGGACGGCAAUGGCUUCAACGAUUUCGAUAACUUCGCGGAGCUCUUCUCCGAGUUGCCUCUAUCCAAAUGGCCAUGUACAGAACAGAGCAGCCUGCCGAGAGCAGAGGCCACGCUUCCGACCACACCGAACGUCUGCCAGCUAUGCCAGUCCCGGGAGACCAAACCAGAGGCAUGGUGGCCUCCAUCGGCAAUGAAUUUACCCAGUCUCGGCCCAUCACCCACAGCGUCUGCCGAUAACGGGGCUUCUAGUCAAGGAUCCGCGACACAAUGUUACUCAACACCAGAAACGCCAGCUUUGUCGUGUUCUAUGCCGAUCGACGUCGCGUCUCUUACCAACACAGAGAGUUAUCACUUCCAGGCAUCAGAAGAAGAUGAGUGGCCGCUUCUUUCAUCUGUGCUGGCGGAUUCGACUACCAAGGAUCGAGACAACAUAACGCCCUCAACUCAAGAUACUCCUGAACACCAAUGGUUUUUAGCGGAUGGUUGGGCUAUGGAAGCCACGGGUUUCGAUUAUUGGGAUUAUUUCUUGGAUUGUACAAUUGGUGCUGGCGACUGUCAUGGGAUUCGGGGCUGUGAGAAGUUGAAUGGUUUGGGGAAAACGCCGCUCGAGGCUUGA
This is a messenger RNA of Ilyonectria robusta, 942 nucleotides long. RefSeq lists its product as uncharacterized. The coding region runs from base 1 to 942 and encodes 313 amino acids. The record is from RefSeq and is a predicted model, not a curated record. NCBI's taxonomy places the organism in Eukaryota, Fungi, Ascomycota, Sordariomycetes, Hypocreales, Nectriaceae. The transcript has a single exon.